UCGGAAUGAUCGAUAAUAGAGCGUAGGUGCGGAGAAGGCCUAUUUAUGACGUAUUUUUACGGUACAAGAACUUCGAACAAUAACACAAUAUUUCGUACUCAUUAUUAUUCUAAUAAUUACAAAGCUUUCGGUUGGAUGACUUUUCGGUUAUAGUGUUGUCGUCAAUAAAAAAUACUUCGAUGGCGAUCGAAACUCCCUUAGAACCUGGCUAAAACGCAAGGUUGUUUGACAUGCUUGUAACUUGGUGUUUGAGUGAUUGGGAUUUCAUCAGAGAGUGACAAAAAGUAGUGUAAAAUAUGAAGAAAAGCACGGGACGACCUGCUCAAGUUGUGCUUAAUCGACAACAACACAAGACAUUAAAUAAUAAGCAAGUGACUGUGAAAAGCCGCAAAGAACAAGGCAAAAGUAAUGUUAAUCCGAAAAAGCUUACCAAAUUGAAAAGCAAAGUGAACUUAGGUCGCACUAAUAAUGUUCAGCUGGGAAAGGAUAACCUCGCCAUGAGCGAUGUUUCAACAGAUUCAGAAAAUUCAUCUGAUGAGGGUCUACAGGAAAGGGAGAAAGUUCUUACUAUUGACUGUGGUAAUUCUGGCGUUUUAGGCGACAUUGGUUUUGAGUUGAUGGGUGGACGUACAUAUGAUGACGAUGACUACGAUGACCCUGGUAUCUACGUCCAGGAUGUCACUGAAGGUCAUGACGUCGCCAGGAUAAUUGAGGCUGGUGACCAGGUCAUCAGGAUCGCUGGACAUUCUGUUCUUGAUGUACCACUUCAUCACGCUUUGAAUCUCAUACGAGCAGCGAAUUCAAGAGUUGUUAUCAAUAUCUUGAAACAUCCAGAAAACAAGUUGGGUCCGGAACUUCCACAAGAUUCAGAUGACGAUAGCGGCCCAGCAACUUCAAUACAAGGAGACGACUUUGAAGAAAUUAAUGAAAACGAAAGCGACGAAUUAGAUGGAAGGGUCACCCCUAACGUUGACAUGGGCUUAGGAGGGGGGUUAUUUUUAGCCUCUUUAGCUGUAGCAAAUUUGGAAUUCCAGCAAGGAUCAAGACAAGGGUCAAUGUCGGCACUUGGAUCAGUAAAACCGGGCUCAAAAGCUGGCUCAAUUGCUGGAUCAAGUCGGGUAAAUUCAUUAUCAGCAGGAGCAUCAAGGAUUGGAUCAACAGUAGGAUCUCUAGCAGGUUCAAAGCUCGACUUAAAGCAAGGAUCAAUAGUUGGGUCCAAAAACUCAACCCUCACAAGAGGGGUUAAUGCGAGUUCAUCUGCGGUGGAUGAAACAGAUGGCGGAGAGGAAGUCGAAGUGGGUUUCUUCAGUGGAAGACCAGGUCAACUAGAUGACCUAGACUUUGAUUAUGCUGGUGGAAGAGAUGCACCAUUUGUUUCACGUAAUGGUGGGAUUUUCAUUACGAAAGUUAAAUUUGGAAGCGUUCUAGAGGAACAGGUAGCUCCUGGAGAUAAGAUUAUAAAGUUGGAUGGGAUCGACGUGACAAAUGUACCACAGUAUGCUUUUAUUAAUCUAAUUCGUGCUUCACAUGGUAAAGCUACAAUGAUAGUACGCAAAGCAAACAAGACACAGGUGAAUGCCAGCGUUUUUCAAGAUGAUCUAGAGGUUUGCGUGAAUGCACUGGGAGCACAAGAUGAGCUCAUCAUAGAAAUUAAAACAGGCCCCAAAGGUCGUCGCGGUCAAAUUGGUUUCAAGAUCACUGGCGGUCGUGACAAACCGUGUAAGCCUGGUGAUCCUGGAGUUUUUAUCAAAAGUGUUAAACCUGGAUCAAAAUUAGAGAAAAUAUUGAAGCCUGGUGACAAAUUACUGAAGGUUGACGGCAAGAAUGUAACACAAGCAACACAAGGACAGGUCUUGGAUUUGAUAAGAAAUGCUGACAUCCGGGUACUACUGCACAUCAAAAGACCCGUAUUUGAGGAAGAUGAGGAACGAAGAAAGCAAAGAACGAUAAGUGAAAUAUUUGAUGCCGCACAAGUACAAGAGUUUCUUGCAGCAUUUGAGUUGUACAGCAGUCCCCUCACUAAAAAGAUGCGUCUCUCUGACCUUCGAAAGCUUUGUCGAGCUUUGGGGUUUAACUUGACUUCACAGGACAUUGAAGCUAUGAUUACAAAAUAUAAACAUGAAAAUGUUGAUGCAGCACACUUCAUCACAUUCCCCGAGUUCCUUAAAAUGAUCACCGAGUUCUCCAUGUACCUUCAAAAAGACGCCGAUAUAAUGGAAGCAUUUGAGAUAUUUGAUCGUGAGAGGUCUGGGUUCUUCUUACUGGAAGAUUUAAAAUACGCUUUCCAAUGCAUGCCGGGAUAUUCCUCUUUAGACGACGAAGAAAUCCAAGAAAUUAUGAAAAUAGCUGACUCGAAUGGGGAUGGAAAAGUGUACUAUCAAGAUUUUAAAGAUCUCGUUCUUCCAAUUUUUCACAAAUACUAAUUUAUCACUAAAAAAAAGAAAUGUAGAUAUUUUUUUUGCUAUUAUUUUAUGCUCAUAAUUAGCCUCAAAGUUCUGUAAAAUAAGAGAUAUUUAUACUACUCUUAUUGGCUCAAUACAUUUGCACAGAUAAAAUGUAAAUAUAACAUUUUCUAAGAGAAAUAAAACUGU
Molecule: messenger RNA, 2591 nt
Organism: Exaiptasia diaphana
Lineage: Eukaryota; Metazoa; Cnidaria; Anthozoa; Actiniaria; Aiptasiidae
Exons: 14
Coding region: 297-2423 (708 amino acids)
Molecular function (GO): calcium ion binding; protein binding
Source: RefSeq, a predicted model, not a curated record